AGCCAAGGUGGCUGAAUAAUCACAUAGGCACCCCCUUUUUCCGUGGCCGGGGGCGAUUAAAUUAACUUCAAUUUGCAGGCAAUGCGAUGAGUGCACCUAUAGGUAAUGGUGGCUGCGCCCCUGGAUUCGCCGUAAAUGAAAAUGCUAUACAAGUCUUCAUCAAACUUGUGUUGAUGGGGCCUGUCUCAGUGCGGCGCAAGACUUGCUAUCUCACAGCUCCUGACGAGUGUCAGAUUCGCGACGUCGAUGUCAUCGUGGUAAGUCACAGCUGAGCCCGUGUACAGGAUGACGUCCGCUACCGACAUCAUCACCUAUGUCGGUGUGCCGCUGGCGGUCCUCGGCGUGCUACCCAUUCUCUACACGUUCAUCCUUGUAAUCCUCACGCAACGACGAAUUCGCGCCUCCCUGGUCCAUCAUGGCCAUCGACCCGUGGGCACCUCCCGAUCCAACGAUGGAUUCACCAUUCGCAGUUCUCCCAUGACCAGUCUGAUUGAGGUGGAGUUGCCCAGAUACGCGAUUGCACCUUUGGAACGGAAUCAUGAUGAUUACUGGAAAACUACGACCGAAUGUCAAGAGCAGGCUGCGGAACACCACAGGUUGCUGGAUCGAGCGGAGAGUACCCUGAGCAUGAUCGAAGAAGGCCGGGUCAGGGGCUCCCUUCGAGGCGGAUCAUGGAGAGCAUUUCAUUGGAAGAGACUGGUUGUGGGUAAGAGGCUGUAUAGAAUACAAUACGUGGACGACCUGCGCGAACCUCCGGCAGAAGUCGAGUUCUCUGAACUCAUACACUUGUUGCUGGACUGGGGAGCGGUCCCUGAUGCGAUGGGCUGGGAGAAGCUGAAGUCUGGAGGUCUGUGGACCCCGACUGGCACAGUACUCCUCGUCAAGUCAGCGGAUAAAAACAAUGGACAGAAACAAGGCGACUGGGUUUUGAGAACAAGCAUGCCUGAUGAGAGCGACGGCGUUCUCAGUUUGACUAUCAGAUGGACAAACGACACGACAGGACUUACAACCACAAGGGGAGCAGCCAGUCUUCCACCUGGCUGGGGUCGACUCGGCCAACCUCAGUUGCUCGAAUCCAGUGACAAGGUCAAAGAGGAGACACGAGAUCUGCCAGCCCGGAUCGAAGAGUUGGAAUCUGCGAACAAACACUGCAUGGACAGCUCAAGUUUGCGGUUCCGGGCAGAAGAUAACAGAGUACAAAGGAUUUACUGGGAACGAGAUCACAUCGAGACAGGAUUUAUAGACGAACCCUUCCGGACGUACGAGCAAUCGAUCGGUUCGCUCUGGUUCACAUGCGGGGCUUCCGCCCUGCUAUCCCGCAAACAAUCUGACGGUGGCCUGUGGGCUUUCGACAUUCCAUCAGACAUUCAAGGUUUUGUGCGGAAUGAGUCGAUCCCGUGUGGUGUCUUGGUCAUUCUGGGACUAUUGGCAGAAGCCGACGCCCCUCAAUGGUCGUCAGAAACGGAAGCUUCGCAGCGCGAAGAGGCAAUUGCUACCUCGCAUCGCCAUUUUGCGCGAUUCCAGGCCCGGCAAGCAGCAGAGCGGCUCGAGGCGACGAUGCCACCAGAGCAGGCUAGGAUCCAUAAAAUGAAUCGGGCAACCUCCGAGCGACAACAAAUGAUUGAUGACAUGAAUAAUUCGAGCAGGUCGCGCCAAGAACGUGAGGAACGUCGAUUGCAAGAAGCCAUUUCGAGUCCACGCAUGAGUACGAAGAAAGUCUCUGAGGCGUGCCUGGCUUGGCUCAUUGCCGCGGGCGAGAUAGGUCGAGAAUGGACGCUGGACUCGCUCGCCGAAGCAGUACUAUAUCUACUUGUGGUAGACCAAGGUCCGGAUAAAGAGAGCGAAGCAAGGAAAAUCGCCAGAAUCCUUGAGGAAUGGAUGUCAUGGGCUACGGCUGGUGGAAUGAAAAGGCAACAAAUCGAUGUACUGGCGGACAACAAGGUGGCAUUCUGCUUCGCGGUGGCCCUAGUUGCCAUUGUAAACGAUUUUGCGACCUCGAGUUCAGGUCAAGCCAAGGCUGGCGCAGACAUGCUUGAAUGCUUGCGGCUGUGGCGGAAAGUGCGACUGGGAUGACAAGACAAAAGCAAUGAAAGAACUUGGAAGACAACUCACUCAGCCAUGCCAUUGUUCUAUCCUCGCUUCCGUCGCUGCGAUCCCGUACCGGCUCCAGGGCUACAUUUACAACGUUACCACGAGCUUC
Messenger RNA from Exophiala viscosa, 2200 nucleotides. RefSeq lists its product as uncharacterized. The transcript has a single exon. Bases 286 to 2073 code for a protein of 595 amino acids. The record is from RefSeq and is a predicted model, not a curated record. Lineage: Eukaryota; Fungi; Ascomycota; Eurotiomycetes; Chaetothyriales; Herpotrichiellaceae.